AUGAAGAAUACCGUGCUUCGAAUAAAAGCAGAGCUGGAAAACGUUAAAAGGCUAUACUGUGACGAUGAUUUCCUCUGGGUCUUUAACAUUAGAGACAGUACUUCUUCCAUCACCAGGGAAAACAUCCAAUUUAAAAAUACAGACAUUCUCGAAAUUCCUAACAGCAGGGGAACAGCCAAUUUCCUAGUCAAAUGGACUGAGUACCCGAAAUACUCCACCAUAAACUUCGUGAAGACAAAGAACGAUUGCUCCUACGACAGCGGAGCGGACAACGACUGGAGAGACUUUGCCACCUUCGAGUGCCGAGGGAUCGAACUGAUGGAAUUUCUACCACAUGGAAACUUUAUCGUGGAAGACAUCAAAGGAAAAAUUUACUACGAUGUGAAUUUGUCUGAUGGAAAUUGGUGUGACUACAACCAGGAUCACGAAAUGUGCGUGGGAAUUUACAACGUGGAGUAUGAGAUAUAUUAA
Plasmodium knowlesi strain H is the source of this 471-nucleotide messenger RNA. RefSeq lists its product as uncharacterized. NCBI's taxonomy places the organism in Eukaryota, Apicomplexa, Aconoidasida, Haemosporida, Plasmodiidae. The record is from RefSeq and is a predicted model, not a curated record. Bases 1 to 471 code for a protein of 156 amino acids. Gene Ontology annotation, molecular function: zinc ion binding. The transcript is spliced from 6 exons.